CGGGUGAUCGUCUUGCGUUCGUUUUCUCGCGUUUCCAUCUUCAGAGCCAGAGUAGAGCAGAGCGCAGGCAGGCAAGACAUAUCAAAAGCAGACUGGGCUGUAUGUUGUUUCUGUGUGCGCGGCGGUGUGUGAUUAGAGUGCGGGACAUCAUCAGAAAAGCGAGCGAGCGAGCGCUGUGUGUGCUUGCAAAAGAGAAAAAGAAAAUCGUCGCGAGUUGGCGAACAAAAAGGGAACAAUACACACUUUGGAAAACCUGUUCGCCCAUCUUGUUGCUGGUCGCCAUUGUAAGUCCUAUUGUUAGGUGACCCCGCGCGGUGAAACAAUAGUGAGUAACAUUUUGCGCGUUUGUUCAAAUUUUGGGUCGUGUUGAAAGAGUGAAGACGAGGCGGAGGGUUCUCUUGCUGCGCCCGUUGCGUGCAGUGGUUGUGUGCGUUGGUGUUGAUGUGUGCGCGUGUUUGUGUUCGUGUGUACAACUGUCAAAAGUCGAAGGAGAAGAAAAGUGGAAAAAAAUAGAAAAUAAUGUGCGCUGCUGUGUGAAAAGAGCAGACGGCAGAGCAGCAGCAGCAAGAUUGACGUGCAAAAGAAAAGGCCAUCAUCACGACGGCUAAAAAGAGGAAAAGAGGAAUUUUCGCCUUUUGUACGUGCUUAUUUUCGGUGUGUGUUCGAAAGUGUUGGAAAAUGUCCGCAAAGUAAGUCCCGACGUGGGGUCCCGUUGGAUUGUUCCGUUUCGCUUCGUUCUCCGCGGUGUUGUUUUUGUUGGAAGCCACUUUGACCCACGGACAAUCGCUGCUAAACAUCCGGCCGGAGAAGGGAACGAAGGGAAGGAGUUUCUGGGACACUCCUGACACGGUUACUACUUGUUCUCCCUUGUCUCUGGCGUCGGGACGCGGUCGAACUUGAAAAAUCGUCUAUUUUCGGAGGAGCCAAACAGCACCACCAGAGCAGGAGGAAUCUUUGAGGAGGUGGACAGCACUAAUUGCGUGCGAGCUGGUAGUUGGCAAAUUAGGCGCGAGUCAAAACAUUCGAAAACAUAAAACUUCACUACCAAGCCCCAAAUGCUACUUUGAAGCAAGCAGUGCACGACUGCUUUAAUCGAUACCACGCCUCCGGUUAGGCGCAAAAAGAGCGUGUGUCACAAGUGUGACCUGACCCAACCCCGCCAAACAGCUGCCACACUCUCCGGCCGCUCGCCACACUCCGAAGGUAUCCUUUGAUAAAAAAUAAGAACAAGUGGAACAAACAAACUAAAACCCGAACAAACACAAACGAAAUGAAAUUCCCCGGUGGAAAUCAGUUGCUAUUUUGCGAACAAGUGGGUACCGUGACAUCGUUCUUCGAGCAGUGGAACGACUGCGAGCGGACGGUGGUGCUUUAUGCUCUGCUGAAACGUGUCCCAUUUGCCAAUUUAAAGUUCCUGCAGCUAUCGAUCGAUUACAACCUUGCCCAGAACUACAGCUCGCAAAGCAAGCUGCAGCUACUGGAAACGCAUGCCAACAAUGCCAACUUCCUGAACAAGCUCGUCCAGCGGUAUCAGAACACCACCACCACCACCACGACAACCGGCUCGUGCUGUGUUGGGGGUGCCGCUGGGGAAACGAACGCAACAACAACUACCCUCCAUAACAACAACAACAACAACAACAACAACCACAACCACACCAACAACAACAACACCAGCAUUGCCAACAACAAUCUAACCAUUUCCGAUUCGAACUACUCGGACUCGGAGAAGAAAAAUUCCACCUUUGAUCUGUCCUCGACCAGUUCCUCGUCCUGUUCGUCCACAUCUGGGGUGUCCUGUGUGUCGUCCUCGUCCCAAACAGCUUCCUCGCUGUCGUCGUCAUCGUCCUCGUCGUCAUCGUCAACGACCUCGUCAUCCAACGGCCAAGCGACUGCAAACAAACCACAAGAGCACAGCAAAGCCAGCAGCAAAGCCAAACCGGUCGAAUCGAAGAAGGACAUUCUGAACGAUAUGCUGACGUACCUGCCGCUGCUCAAGCCGGGCAACGACGACGUGAAGAGCGUGUACAUGUCGCUGAUACCGGCCGCGGUCGAGGAUGCCUGCCAGCAGGCCGUGCCCACCGAACUGGUGCAGCACAUACUGUCCUACCUGCUGAUACAUCCGGCCGUUAACAAUGACGAUAGAAGAUCUCUAAGCUACUGGCUGCGCCAUCUGGAGGAACACAUCGCUACCUCCUACAUUCCGACAACGCUUGCCUCAUCGGCAGCAACUGCCACCAAUAAUAUUAUAAGUAACAACAACAACAACAACAACAACAAUACUACCAAGAUGGUUAAUAGCAACAGCACCUACUAUAUUCAUCCUCCUGCUUCGCAACACCAUCACCACCAGCAACAGCAACAACAGCAACAGCAGCAGCAGCAACAACUCGUUGGUGGAUCAAAUCAAAAUCUGGCCAGCAAAACCGGCAGUCAACAGUCGCUACAAUUCCUCGCAACUGGCGCAUGGCAUCAUCUACAGCCACAGCAGCAAACUCAUCAUCAACACCACAAUCCCCACAGCAACAAUAACAAUGGCGGCAGCAACAGCAGUAGUUGUAAUCAACUACCGCAACAGCCACAAUCGGUUUGCAUUUCCAGCUCGUCACUGUUGUCCAAGUCGCAGCAGAGUCUCAAUCAAGCUAGCAGUAGCAGCUCCAGUUCUAGUUCCUGUCUCGAUAGUGCGUCCUCGCAGCUACUGAAAACCACCAACCUGCUGGCCAAUUUGGAUUGGAGCACUGACGUAACGAACAAACCUGAGGACGGCGGUGGGACAGUCGUUGGGGAUGGUAAUGGAAAUCCUGGCAGUGCCGUCCGGGCUAUCGGAAGUUCGGAGAAUGUCUCCAUGAAGGAUUUCGUACCGGUCACAUUCAACUACUCGACCCCACAAGGUAGUAGUCAAUCGAUCGGGAAUAGCAGUGGAGCCAGCAGUGCCGGCACCACCACCACCACCACCAACAACAACAACACCAGCAAGCACCACCACCUUAUUGCGUCUUCUAGUCAAGCAUCGGGUGUAAUCCUGGGAGGCAGUGCCAAUGACAGCAGUUUGAAUCUAAACGGUACCGGCGGCCUGGGUAGCCACACGAUGGUGCUAACCGAUUUGGACUCAAGCGACGAUAACCAUCUGAGCUUUAGUAAAAAUGGCACCGAGAUAUUCGACUACGAUUGUGAUUACGAUAAUGAAGAAGAGUUUAACUAUUUAGCCCGUGCUGCUGCCGCUGUAGCCGCUGGGGGAUCCUCCAGCACUAGCAAUACUAGCGCUCCCGGGGGGACGAAUGCGGCUGGAUCCGCUGCUGUUCCGUCGUCCGGCUCGGGAUCGGGAGGACCGGCCAAUACUAGCAGUGGUAGCAGCAAUAGCAGCAGCAGCAAGAAUCGUGUUUCGUUCGAUGCUAACAUAAGUGAUUACCUGAGGGUUCCUCCGAUUGGCGUGGGGGAGUUCGAUUUGGAUGGAAGUGGUCUGCUGAAAACUCGCCGGUCCAACAGUCUUACCACGACGGUAAGUAGUGCAUGUGGGUUUUCGGUUAGGGAACUGCACCAACAGAAACAUAACAACGAAUGUUUAUCGGCGGAAAAUCUGAGCAAUCUACAACUACUGCAGAACAAGCCGAGGAGUUUCUCGUUGACAAUGGAAAGUCCUCGUUCAUCGUUGACUUCCAGCGGUUCGGAGACCCGGUUAGACGACUUCAAGCAGCAUCAGAUGAUGAAGAUGUAUGGAUCGCCGAAUAUAGGGAUGUCCAGCAUAGCGCACUGGUUGAAGAGUUUGCGGUUACAUAAGUACGUGUGGUUGUUUUCCAAUCUUACGUACGAGCAGAUGAUGGAAAUGAAUGAGGAGUAUUUGGCCAAUUUGGGCGUUACCAAGGGAGCCAGACACAAGCUGGUGCUGUGCAUUCAUAAGCUAAAGGAACGGUACAGUUUGCUGUUGCGGCUUGAGAAGGAAAUACUAUCCGCUGGAGGAUCCAGGACUCAACUCGGUCCAGUGUUUGAUGAAAUGACAAACAUCGUGUUGACACCGAUGAAACCGAUCAGCCACGAGCAGAAGGAGGACAUCGCUGGAUUGUUUGUCAAGCUGUUAGAUUUGAUUUCCUCGAUAGCGCUAAUAAGACCGAUAUGUGGUCCCCAGGAAGAGGAAUGUAUGAACGUUUUCAUUUGGGUGUUGGAGCGAGCGCUUCAUAACGAUGCUUUUGCGGCGCAUGCCACCCAGAUUAAGGAGUACAAGUACAAGGCAAACAAGCUGAAGAUGGCGUACGCACCGAAGAGUCAUUAUGCGAAGAAUACCAGCAUCAACGGGAACAUUAAUAAACCAAGGUGGUCCACAACGAUCAAACACAAACCGAACAAUCCACCCGAAGGUCAGAAAACGCCUCACCGCAAGAGUUCCCUGCAGUAUUUCACUUCUCCGAUGCAACAAUCGCAAUCGUCUCAGCAGCAGCCACAACCACCGCAGCAGCAAUCCCAGCAGCAAAAUUCCUCCUCUUCCCAUACUCAUCUUCAAGCGAUUCCACAUCAAUACUACGGUCACGGUCACAACCCGAAUGCCGGAACCGGUCACAACAACAAUUACAACAAGAGUUCGUCCUAUCCGAACUUUGCGUCGAAUCUGUCCAGCGGUGGUGGCUCCGGAAGCAACAUCAAACACCACGUGCAGCAUUUACAGCAAGGCCAAGGGCAGCAUCAGAUCCAGCAACAGCAGCAGCAACAGCAACAACAGCAGCAGCAACCCCAACCGCAACCACAGCAAACACACCAUACCCAACAACAGCAACAGCCGCAGGUUCCUCACGGUAACUUUAUGUACCAUCGCCACUCGCUGAACAACAUUUCUGCGCAUCAGCAUCAACAGCAGUUCCUACAGCAGUUACAAAACCAACAGCAGCAGCAACAGCAACCCCCGCUGCUUCCGUCGAUUUUCCUUACUGCAGUGAGCAGUGGUGGUGGUCCUCUUUCCAGCAAGGGCAAAUCUCAACCGACGGAUGCUGUUGGUUCCAUCGCUACGGAUGCGACCGUUCCGAAAUCCAGUCCAGUGGAUCUGCUGGGAAGUAAAAGCCAGAACAACAGUAUCGGCGACAUCAACAGCCGGCUGGAGUUUCUCUGUCUGCAGAUGACCGAGCAGGCAAUAAACUAAAGAGCGCAUGCGCAGCGUAGCACUAGCAAGGAUACAGUAGUGGCUAGUGGUAAUUGUUACUAGAAACGUUGUUUAUUUUAGGAAUCGAUCGCGAAACGAUGCAUGCCUCCUCUUCAGGCAUGCAAAUUAGUCGACGAUAGAACUUGUAGUUUUAUUUUUUUCAAUUCUUGACGCUCUUCAAACCUUCUAAGCUUAAAACAUACAAACAGAAAAUGGAAGUAAGCAAAUUCUUAGAAGCAGAAAAAAGGGAAACCUAUAUUUCGAUAAACUCUAUAUAUAUAAUCUAUUCAUCCCUCUCUCUCUCUCUCUCUGAAUUGCGAAAUGGAGGCAAAAUUAACGCAAGGAAAUGGAAAUUUCUAAUUAAUGGUGUUGCAAUAUUUCCUUAGAGACAGGAUUUGAUUGUUUAUCUGUUUGUGUCUGUUUUCACUAACUUUCUGACUCUAGGCUAGACAAGGACGGCAAAUAGAAAACGAACGAAGUCGAUGUAGGCAAAUGAUUACGACAAUGAGACAAACGAGAUGAAAGAUUAAGUGUAGGAAAUUUAUUCAUCUAAAGCGGGUAUACAUUUGAAAGUGGUAGUAUUUUUUGUUUACAAUUUUUCAGUCCUUUUUUUCUGUCUUAUGAAAUUAUUUAGGUUUUUUUGUCACUACUUAACACACGUGCGAACACAUAUUUAGACGUAAUUCUCUCUUUAUACAAAUUGAGCUAAUAAAUCAGCAGUCGCAUUGACUAUUGCGACCGGGGAGAGAAUUAGAUUAGAUGUUCAUAGUCUCUCCUAAUUUCAAAAAGUAGGAAAUCAAGCUUGGAAACCGAAAACGAAGGCAGUCCUAUUACACUAAACGAAACGCAACCGGGAUUGUGAUUGUGUUUUGCGACCAGAGCAGAUUGUUAUUAUUUUGUUUUUCUCGUCGGUACGUGCUAGCGUGUUUGCUGUGAAUGUCGAAACCCGUGAAUGUGGAACCAUCUAUUUAUUCGAAUCCGCAAACGUGAAAGCCGAAGAAAAAAAAAAAAUGAAAUGUUCACCUAUUUAUUAUGGCAAAGAAGUUCUUUCAAAUGUUCGUCGUCGGUUAAAUAUUUUGUUAUGUGUACAUAUUUUGGAACAGAUUACGUCUAGCGGGCUUAUUUUGUAGGAAAAAUAAUUUAUUUUUAUCACUCACCGGAACAAAAAAAUAUUAAAAAUAAAAUAACAAAGCAUAUAGGAAGAGAUGUUCAAUUGUUUCAUUGUAGAUCAAUCAAGCAGCGACAUGUCUUCGAGAUUUAAAUCGAUACCAGAAAAAUAUAAAGAAAGUAAACAAAAAAUUAGUGUUGUUAUGUAUAUUUAUUGAUAAACAAAGAUAUCAUCGUUUUUGUUCUAUUUUGUUUCUUUGAUGCUGUGUCCACAAUAUUGGAGUAAACACACACACAUACACUAUUAGGCGUACUACUAACACUGAUGUAUGAGAAAACAGCAGCCAGGUGGGUCAGUGAAUCAGUUAAUGUUUGAAAUUAUUUUUCGAUCGUACUAAAUAACAAAAAAAAAAAAAAAAACUACAUGCAAGCACACGGAUGUGUAAUGUAAUUGAACAACUUACUAACCUAACACAAAGAACGGCAAGCAAAAAGUGAUUUCGUCGCAAGUUGUAUUCGGGCCAAUAUGGUGUGUGCCUGAUGGAUGAUGAACUAGGAGGCAGUUAAAGUGCGGGGAAAGGGAACGAGCGAAUGACGACGGGUUGAGAUGAGCGGGAUAUUGUGUAUGAUUAAAUCAAUUAAAUUAUUAACUGCUAGAAUGGGAGCACGAAGUAAACUGAGCAAGACGAGCGCAAGAGAGAGGUAGAUUCAACAAGUUUUAUGUAGUGGAGUUUUUAUUAUGAAAAAAAUAAUGGAAUAAAACAAAUCUAGUAAUGGAAUAUAUUUAUUUUUGAGCCAAUU
Molecule: messenger RNA, 7033 nt
Organism: Ochlerotatus camptorhynchus
Lineage: Eukaryota; Metazoa; Arthropoda; Insecta; Diptera; Culicidae
Gene: smg
Product: smaug
Exons: 6
Coding region: 1271-5125 (1284 amino acids)
Biological process (GO): negative regulation of translation; nuclear-transcribed mRNA poly(A) tail shortening; regulation of DNA-templated transcription
Cellular component (GO): P-body
Molecular function (GO): translation repressor activity; protein binding; mRNA binding
Source: RefSeq, a predicted model, not a curated record